AGUAGCGGUUCAACGCGUGUGUGAACGUACGGCUUUGGUCGAAGUCGACAUUGUUGUUGGAAGCUACACAUAAAAGAGAAAAUGUCUGAUAAUGAAGACAAUUUUGACGAUGGGGAUUUCGAUGAUGUUGAGGAAGACGAAGGACUGGAUGAUCUGGAGAACGCCGAGGAUGAUGACCAGGAGAAUGUGCAGAUCCUGCCGGCAGGAGAAGGCCAGCAGGCCAACCAGAAGAGAAUCACCACUCCCUACAUGACCAAGUACGAGAGAGCCAGGGUGCUGGGCACACGCGCUCUGCAGAUAGCAAUGUGUGCCCCAGUGAUGGUGGAGCUGGAAGGAGAAACGGACCCCCUGCAAAUCGCCAUGAAAGAGCUAAAGAGCAGGAAGAUUCCCAUCAUCAUCAGGAGGUACCUGCCGGAUGGAAGCUACGAGGACUGGGGCUGCGAUGAGCUCAUCAUCACGGACUGAACCGGGCUGCGCCCAACUCGGCCGAGUCGUAAUAUGAUCCAGACACCAAGACUACAACUCAGACUGUUUUCUCCCCUGUUUGGCUUAGAGUGCACGGUGCUGGAAAACCUUGAACAUUUCCCCUCCUGCCAGCUGUGGAGUGACUGCGGCGCUCUGCGUGUUGUGCAUUUGUUACUCGUUUCCAGUAGCAAAAAGGCCCACGAAGCGUGAUACUUGAGUUGGAAAUAACCAAAGUGUGGUUGUUUACUGCCCACAAGAGGGCGCUCGAGUUAGUUGGUCAGAUGAUUUUUGAAAUUAUUUUUAAUAAUCCAUUGUUAGUUUAUUCAGCUGCAUGUACAAUUUUCUGAAGUAUAGUGGUCUUUUAAAAUGUUUUAAAAACAUGAUUAAGUUUCUGCUACAGUUGUUUUGUUUCGCAUGUUAGCCACAUGCUUGACGGUCUCAUCAAAAUAAAUUGGUAUUACUAGCGUUUUUCUCCAGCUGUGCACAUGUUAGAAAUGUGAGUGAACACAUGUUUUAAGCUGUGACAGCUUCAUAAGACCAAAGUUGCUCAUCCCUUUUCUGUCCUUAAGUGAUCGUGGAUACAGGUAAUAGGACCAGUGGGCAUUUUGUUGCUGAACCUAACGGAUAAAUUCUGAAUGCACUGAACCAAAACAUUUUGCUGGUAGAAUCUAUUAUUUCCAUUAGCUCUGCUGUGUCAAUUUUAUCGUACAUAUGAGACUCAUAAUAACUUCUUGAAUUCCUGGACAAUAGCAGCAACAACAACAAAAUAGCA
Molecule: messenger RNA, 1237 nt
Organism: Scleropages formosus (Asian bonytongue)
Lineage: Eukaryota; Metazoa; Chordata; Actinopteri; Osteoglossiformes; Osteoglossidae
Gene: polr2f
Product: RNA polymerase II, I and III subunit F
Exons: 5
Coding region: 82-465 (127 amino acids)
Biological process (GO): tRNA transcription by RNA polymerase III; transcription by RNA polymerase I; transcription by RNA polymerase II
Cellular component (GO): nucleus; RNA polymerase II, core complex; RNA polymerase I complex
Molecular function (GO): DNA binding
Source: RefSeq, a predicted model, not a curated record